AUGAAAUUUGGUGUACAUUUAUUAGCUAAUCUUACGCCUGAAUGGAAUUCUCAAUAUAUUCAGUAUCAAUAUAUGAAAGAAUUACUCAACAAAGCAAUUGCUGAAGCACCGAUAUUAGUCAAUAAUGAUGAUGAUGAUGACAAAUCAGCUUAUGAAGAAUAUUUUCUUCGUGUUGAUGAGGAAUUUUUCGAAUAUUGUGGAAAGCAAGUAACAAAGAUUAAUACUUUUUUUGCUGAAAAACUAGCCGAAGCAUUACGACGAUUUACAACUCUUAAAGAUGAGAUUCAAUACAGAAAAUUAAUAUAUGGAGACGUUUCUCCAUGUCGUAACCCUCCUAUUGCUAUUAUUCAAAAAGCAAAUAAAAUUGGUCAAUGUCAUGAUGAUAGAAUUCUUAUGAUGCAUCGAAACCAAAGGUCUAGUUUGAAAACACCAUUCAGUCGUAUUCUACCCGAUCGAUUCGUGAAAAAUGCUGAAAAACAAGGAAAACAACGUAUAAUUCAUAAGGACACAAAAACUCUUAAACUGGCAUUUAGCGAAUAUUAUUUAAUGUUAAUUCUUUUACAAAAAUAUCAAUUAUUAAAUUUUACUGGAUUUAUUAAAAUAUUAAAAAAACAUGAUAAACUAUUUCAUACGACACGUGGCGAUGAAUGGCGGAAAUUACAUAUUGAUAAAGCAACGUUUUAUACGUCAACAACAGUAACAGAACUUAUCCGUGAUGUUGAAAGAAUCUAUAUAGAUGAACUUGAAUCAGGUGAUCGAGCACAAGCAAUGAAACGUCUUCGUGUUCCACCACUUGAAGAAACACAAUCGACAGUGGUAACAUUUCGUCUUGGUAUCUUUAUUGGAGUAAUUGCUGUUCUACUACCGAUGGUAAUUAUCCUUAUUAUCGUUCUCAAUAAGAGUCAAUCAGGAAAACCGUUAGCAUGGCGUGAGGCUCUUCAUCUUUAUCGUUCAUCAUUUCUAAUAAUUCUUCAAAUUAUACUUGCCGGUAUAAAUGUUUAUGGUUGGUCAUCAGCAGGUGUCAAUCAUAUUCUCAUAUUCGAACUCGAUCCACGUAAUCAUUUAACCUAUCAACAAUUGCUUGAAACUGGAGCAUUUCUUUGUGUUUUAUGGUGUAUUAGUUUUAUUGCAUUUAUUCUUACAUCUUAUCUAGAUUUCUAUCCAUUCAUACAACCACUUAUUUUUUUUAUACUUAUGAUUAUCCUUCUUAUUAAUCCAGCGCCAAUACUCUAUCGUCCAGCUCGUUAUUGGCUUUUAAGAACAUUGGGAUUAGUCUUUACAGGAGCUUUUCAUCGUAUUCAUUUUGCAGAUAAUUGGCUUUGCAAUCAACUUACAUCGAUCGAAUUAGCUUUUUAUGAUCUCGAAUAUUUCUUUUGUUUUUAUUUUUCAAAUCACGAAUGGUGGUCAACAAAUCUAGACUCGUUACCAUCACCUGAGCACGUAUUUUGUACAGGUUGGACAAGGUUUCUUCUACAAGCACUUCUUCUUGCACUACCAUCUAUGCUUCGUUUUAUUCAAUGUAUACGACGAUAUUAUGAUACAAAACUUAAAUAUCCACAUCUUGUCAAUGCUGGAAAAUAUGCCUCAAGUAUCUCUGUAGCAAUUACAAAUUCACUUCGACGUGGAAGCAUUGCACUCAGCAACGAUUAUUCAAACAAUCUAAUAAGUAAUCCAUUUGUUUAUACAUGGAUUAUUGCUGCAUUCAUCAGUUCAACCUAUAAGAUUAUAUGGGAUAUUAAAAUGGAUUGGGGUUUAUUUGAUAAGAAUGCUGGUGAAAAUAGAUUCUUACGUGAUCAUAUUAUCUAUUCGUCGAAGAAUUAUUAUUAUUAUGCUAUUAUUCAAGAAAUUGUCUUUCGUUAUAGUUGGACAAUGAAUAUCUUUAUUCAAUUUCAUUCAGGAGCAGCUGAAUAUGCUGAUGUCACUGGUUUUUGUUUUGGUUUAAUUGAAUUAAUUCGUCGUUUUUCUUGGAAUUUUUUUCGUCUAGAAAAUGAACAUUUAAAUAAUUGUGGUAGAUAUCGUGCAAUUCGUGAUAUUUCUAUUAAACCCAUUGCAACUGGUGUUGAUUUUACAUUAAUCAGUUCUAAGUUAAGCAAAACACCGAGUAUUCGAAAUCGACUUACAUCAGUACGAUGUCAAACAAUUAUUGAAGAAAACAAUCUAACAACUAAAAAUAAGGCAAAAAUGGAUGAUCUGAAAAAUAACAUAGAAGAUUUUUUCAAUAAUCAAAUGUCAACAUAUCAUUAUAAGACAGUAUCAGAAGUGAACACAAUUAAUACAACAUUGGAAAAUAUUUCAUCUAGAAGAUAUCGUUCACUCACUUCAUUGAAUAACUGUUUGAAUUCAUCACGCACUUAA
This is a messenger RNA of Adineta steineri, 2355 nucleotides long. NCBI's taxonomy places the organism in Eukaryota, Metazoa, Rotifera, Eurotatoria, Adinetida, Adinetidae. The record is from the annotation of a GenBank genome assembly.